Molecule: messenger RNA, 789 nt
Organism: Drechmeria coniospora
Lineage: Eukaryota; Fungi; Ascomycota; Sordariomycetes; Hypocreales; Ophiocordycipitaceae
Product: 20S proteasome subunit
Exons: 3
Coding region: 1-789 (262 amino acids)
Cellular component (GO): proteasome core complex
Source: RefSeq, a predicted model, not a curated record
AUGGAUCACCGUCCGCAAGCCUGGGGUCGACCCAGAGAUGACGUAUACGGCAGCUACGAUGCCUCCUUUAUGCAAUCCAAUACUGGACCCAAGCAAAGCACCCAGCAGCCUAUUGUGACGGGAACGUCGGUCAUAGCCGUCAAGUUCAAGGACGGCGUGGUCAUCGCCGCCGAUAACCUGGCAUCGUACGGCUCCCUCGCACGAUUCACCGACGUCAAGCGCCUUCGCCCCUUUGCCAACACAUCCGUCGUCGGUUGUUCCGGGGACGUCUCUGACAUGCAGUACCUCGAUCGCCACCUCACCGAUCUCGCCCUCACCGAGGCCUACGACUCCCCCGACAAACCGCGGCUCUCGGCCGCCAAUCUUCACCGCUAUCUCUCCAAACUCCUCUACAGACGCCGCUCCAAGUUCGAUCCGCUCUGGAACCACCUCCUCGUCGCCGGCCUCGACGACGAGGGCGAGCCAUUCCUAGCGGCCGCAGAUCUCCUCGGUUCCACCUACUCCGCCCCCAGUCUCGCCACAGGCUUCGGCGCCAUGCUCGCCCAACCCAUCAUGCGACGCUACGUCCCGGACGAGGAUUCGGCCAAGAAAUUGUCUCGCGAAGAGGCCAUCGACAUCGUCAAGGAAUGCAUGAAAGUUCUCUUUUACCGCGACGCCAGGAGCUUGGACGUCUAUUCCAUCGCCGUCGUCACGAAGGACGGCGUUGACAUCAAGACGGACGAGCAGCUCGAGAAGCAGAGCUGGGCCUUUGCCGAGAGAAUCAGAGGCUACGGCACCCAGACGGUCUGA